AUGUCCACUGUCGACGUCGGAGCGGGCGUCAAGCCCCCACCGCCGACACUCCCGCAGCAAUCAGCACCACCACUCGCCGGAUCAGAUGGAAGCAAGUCUGGGGCGCCCGUGGCAGGCGUACCACAGCCCAACUCCAACUCGCCAUCAGUCGACUCGGCAGCCGCAAGCGCAAACUCGACCUCGCGCGUGCAGUCGCUCACUCUCGCCGUCGCGCAGCCCACGGCCAACUCGACAAGCUCGUCCAGAACAGCAGCGGGCAAGACGCAGGGGUACAGCGUCAUCACCAACUCGCAGGGCGCACAGACAACCGUUGUCGUGGCCUGCAACCCCAACUCGGAGUCGUGCCAGUCUGGGAGCGCACCUUCGACCAUGCCCAAGAGCACGCUGAUCGGUGCCAUUGUCGGCGGUGCCAUCGGUGGCCUGAUCAUCCUGUCUCUUCUCGGCUGGUUCCUCUGCCGCCGGCGCAGGAGGCGCAAGGAGGCCAACCGUCUCGAGUUCAACUACAUCCCCGACAUGCCCUCGCCUUCGCCCUCCUACUCGCGCAGCCACGGCCACGGCAGAAGCCCGACGCCCUCGGGAUCGCGCCGCGUCAUGGUCAUGCCUGGCUACGCCGGCGGCGAUGUCCAGGCUCACGGCUCGAUGAGGCGUACGGCUACGACCUCUCCCGGUCCCACCGUCGGCCGCAACCCUUUCAACACGCCCGAGGCUGUGCGCAAGCUGGACUCACCCCUCGCUACGCCGACCACGGCCAUGACCUCGCCUCGGCCCAUUUGGAAGCCGACCACGCCUGCCGAGCACAAGUCGAUGCGAGGCGAGAUCUUCACCCCGCCGUCCCCCGAGUCGCCCAUGCCUCCGCCUGAGCGUGUGGUCAGUGCCACCCCUGCUUCUCCGACAACUUGGCGCUUCGACCCCCCUUCGCCCGGAGGUGAAGGUGACGCGUUCUUCCUGACUCCGACGCCGCCUAACCGCCGCUUCGCCCCGUCCUUCCGCUCAGGCUACUCGAACAACGCGGCGCUCUCUGUCCACGGCAGCACGCAUGGCGCGCUCUCGACUCGCACGACUUCCACCACCGGCUCCCUCUUCCCGCCAGGCUUCGUGUUCGGCCCUCCGCCUACCACGCCUGCGGGGACACCUGCGCGCCCGAACGCGACCUUUGCGGCUAGCACAACGUCGGUGGUCAACCCCGAGUUCCCGCCGGGCUUCGUGUUCGGGCCCCCGCCGAGCCAGCGCACCCCCGCCACGUCGCCGCUGCGCGCAGAGUUCCAGCUCGACAAUCUGGCACCGAGGCAGGAGGACGAGAUGACGCGCCACUCGCAGAUCGGGCGCGCUUGGUAA
Vanrija pseudolonga is the source of this 1335-nucleotide messenger RNA. RefSeq lists its product as uncharacterized. Lineage: Eukaryota; Fungi; Basidiomycota; Tremellomycetes; Trichosporonales; Trichosporonaceae. The transcript has a single exon. The coding region runs from base 1 to 1335 and encodes 444 amino acids. The record is from RefSeq and is a predicted model, not a curated record.